CAGCCUAUUGCAGCACUGAUCUCUACAUACCAUACAAUCACUGAAGAUCCUAUAACCAGAUUUUAGAUUGCUUGCUUUGGUUAGUUUUGGUCAGUUUGGUUCUGAAGGUGCGCAACUCCACGGCGAGUAAUUCAGAAAUUGUUGAAAAAGCAAUGGUGAAUGUUAUGAAAGGAAUUUUAGUUGAAUGUGAUGCUGCUAUGAAACAAUUUCUUUUGCAUCUCGACGAAACUUUUGCCUUGGGCCGAAAAUUCAUCAUUCAAGACCUCGACGAACGCCACCUGUUUAUAUCUGCGGAUAUUUUGGAAACAUUACAAGCAAAAGUCGAUGAUCUUAUGGAUCAAAUUUCUUUCCCACUAGCAGAUAAAGGCUUGUAAAAAAAUUAAUU
This is a messenger RNA of Athalia rosae (coleseed sawfly), 385 nucleotides long. It is a transcript of the gene Tfb5, whose product is annotated as general transcription factor IIH subunit 5. The coding region runs from base 153 to 374 and encodes 73 amino acids. The transcript has 2 exons. Gene Ontology annotation, cellular component: transcription factor TFIIH holo complex; transcription factor TFIIH core complex. Gene Ontology annotation, biological process: nucleotide-excision repair, preincision complex assembly; nucleotide-excision repair; transcription initiation at RNA polymerase II promoter. The record is from RefSeq and is a predicted model, not a curated record. Lineage: Eukaryota; Metazoa; Arthropoda; Insecta; Hymenoptera; Athaliidae.